AGCAACAGGACCCAGCAGGAUCCGGUCCAGCAACCUGACCCUGAAACUGUUUCUCCGUGCAGAAACUCAAACUGGGUUCCGGUUCUCCCGCUGCCAGUCCAGUUCUCCAGGUCCAGGUGUUCUGUCGUCUCUCCAGUAGAACCUGGAUUCCCGGAGCUCCUGGACAUGCCCGUCCGGGUUUAGAUCCUCCAUGGAGCUGUCGAAUCUGUACGAGGCGGCGGCCCGGCCCCUGAUGAGCAGCCUGACGCACGGCGCGCAGCCCCCCUCUGGCUACAGAGACCCGGCUGAGCUCGGUUCCGACAUAGGAGACAACGAGACCUCCAUCGACCUGAGCGCCUACAUCGACCCGGCAGCCUUCAACGACGACUUCCUGGCGGACCUGUUCCACCACAGCGCGCGCCAGGACAAGCUGAAGAUGAUGAACGGGGAGUACGACCCGGUUCCGUGCGCGCCGGGCCCGCAGCAGCUCUACAUGUCCAACUACAUGGAGUCCAAACUGGAGCCGUUCUACGAGCACAACCCGCCCCGGAUCCGACCCGUGGCCAUCAAGCAGGAGCCCCGAGACGACGAGGACUUGAACCCGGACCUGAACUCGGGUCUGCCCCCUUCCUACCACCACUCGCACGCGCACGCGCAGCAGUACCCCCAGCAGCAGCAGAUGCCGCACCUGCAGUACCAGAUCGCGCACUGCGCGCAGACUACCAUGCACCUCCAGCCGGGCCACCCGACCCCCCCACCAACCCCGGUGCCCAGCCCACACCACCAGCACGCGCACAUGAAGCUGGGGGGCGGAAAGUCCAAGAAGCACGUGGACAAGAGCAGUCCGGAGUACCGGCUGAGGCGCGAGCGCAACAACGUGGCCGUGCGCAAGAGCCGCGACAAGGCGAAGCUGCGGAACCUGGAGACGCAGCAGAAGGUGGUGGAGCUGACGGCGGACAACGAGCGGCUCCGCCGGAGGGUGGAGCACCUGAGCCGGGAGCUGGACACCCUGCGGGGCAUCUUCAGACAGCUGCCAGACGGCUCCUACAAACCCAUGGGCAGCUGAGGCCGAACCGGGCCGGACCGGACAGGGACAGCUCAGAGGAGCCACGGCCGGCUGAGGGUCCACAGUCCUCACAGCCGGUCCGGCUCUUCAGGACUAACACCAGACUGUGCUUGGGUUCGGUUCGGACAGGUUCCCCCUGACUGGACGCAGGUGAACAGAACCUCACCUGCUGGACACUGAUCUGUUUGGACCUUUCCUUUUCAGACCUCACGUGCCUUUUCACACUUUUGUGCAGCAAGCCCAUAAGCUGGUUCCGACCCACAGAGGACUGGUUCUGUGCCUUACUCGGACUGAGACUCAUAAUAAUUCCGUGCAGCUAAGGUAGGACACGCGCGUGCCCGUGGCUCCGCCUGUCGUGCACGUGCUUCUGUCCUGACUGUUUUCUGUGUAACCCAAAUGUAAAAGUGCAUGCUGAGCUGGUUCUGCUCAGGUUCUGUCCACCUGAACAGAUCACAUCAAUGGGUCCUCCCUGCAGGUGCACAUCUUGGAUUUUCAGGGUUCUGGUGGAAAACAGUCAUCUGAAACUUUAAAUGGUACCGGAACCGCAGGUCGGACUCAGCCUCCAGAACCUUUGUGCACCAGCUCUUCAGACUGGAAUGAUACCUGUGGUACCAGCAGCUUCCUGUCAGCUCUGGUUCUGAUGGGCCUGAAGCUGCGCUCUCAUCUGCACUAUGACUGUCUGUGACGGUUGCUGGGUACUGAUCCGAACAGAAAGCCGGGCUCUGUGUGGAGCAGAGUCAACGUGAACAGGGUUUCUAUGCAGCGCUGCUCUUCCUCUUCCCCCCUGAGUCAUCCUCACUCAGUGCCUUCUGACGGUGACCUUUGACCUGCCAGUGAGGAAGAAGAAAGCACUUUGUUGUUGUUUGUUUUAAAGACUGUAAAAUAAGCCUAAACAGAAAACUAUAUCUGAAUAAAUAUAUAUGAAAUGUUUAAAA
Molecule: messenger RNA, 1980 nt
Organism: Nematolebias whitei (Rio pearlfish)
Lineage: Eukaryota; Metazoa; Chordata; Actinopteri; Cyprinodontiformes; Rivulidae
Gene: cebpa
Product: CCAAT enhancer binding protein alpha
Exons: 1
Coding region: 191-1045 (284 amino acids)
Biological process (GO): myeloid cell differentiation; regulation of transcription by RNA polymerase II; DNA-templated transcription
Molecular function (GO): RNA polymerase II cis-regulatory region sequence-specific DNA binding; DNA-binding transcription factor activity, RNA polymerase II-specific
Source: RefSeq, a predicted model, not a curated record